AUGGCGACCAAGCAAAACUCGAUCUGGGCGCGGGCUGAAGCGACUGCCGGUGCCAUCGCAGCGUCGCCUGCCGCUGCGCCGCCGGUUUACGACUCCAGCUCUGAUGGCCGCGGCCGCGGGAAUGGGAGCAGCCGUGCCGCUGCCUCGGUCCGCGAAUGGUCGCGUCGGCCGCAGCUCGAGCGGAAGCUCUCCACCGAGUCUAUCUCGAGCUUGUCGUCGGCGUCAUCUCUGCCGCCGAUGCCCGACGGCGUGACGGUGGCGUCGGUGGUCAAGACAUACCCUUUGCCCGACGCCACCGACGUUGAGCCAACCGUCUGGCUCAGCUGUACCUUUUCGCAUUCGCGCAAAGCUGUCGCCAGGCACAUCGAGUCGGGCUUUCGGCUGUUUGGCGGAACCCGCCGGGUGCUGGGCACCUUCUCCUGGCGGCACAAUCACAAGGUCCUCGAGUUUAAGCCUCUGCUCUCGCUCAUGUCGUCGACCUUUCACACGCUGACUCUGCCGGCGCGGUACGGCGCGCUGGACGAGUCACUCCAGUUUACCUUUCGCACCACCGUCUCCACCACGUCGGGCAUAUGAUAACACAAGGAUCAGUCGUCAGAGAGCUCAAACUGGUCGUUCCCGCCUUGCCCUCCAACCACGCCCGCCUUGGACGCUGGUGAGUCCGAGGCUGAAAUGCCGAGCGGCG
Messenger RNA from Thecamonas trahens ATCC 50062, 685 nucleotides. RefSeq lists its product as uncharacterized. The transcript has 2 exons. The record is from RefSeq and is a predicted model, not a curated record. The coding region runs from base 1 to 576 and encodes 191 amino acids. NCBI's taxonomy places the organism in Eukaryota, Apusomonadida, Apusomonadidae.